AUGUCUUUGUUAACACUCGGAGAAGAACAUCGAGGCACACCGAACAACAUUAUGGCAUAUGAUAUAAACAAAUUUCGUCCUCGGUCACAUAGUUUUGUUGAAGUCGACGAUAUGAUACGCCCGUAUUUGCAACAAGCGAGAUUUGGCCAUGUCAUAAACAUUACCUCUUAUGGCGUAGAUAGAAAAUUCCUCCUAGCCUUAUGCGAAAGAUGGCUGCCAGAAACCCACACUUUCCAUCUACCAACCGGUGAAUGCACCAUUACGCUUGAAGAUGUUCAUAUGUUGAUGGGUUUACGUAUCAAUGGUUUCGCAGUAGCUGGAUCUACAUCCGUGUCUUAUUCUAUCGCUGAAGAACUACUGGGUGAACCAUUAACAAACACAAGUAGAAAGGGCCAAUUUAUUAAAAUGACUUGGCUCAAAGAAAAAUAUGAAAACCAAAUGACAUUAACCGAUGCUUCCACCAUCGAAGAAAUUUUACAAAAAGCUAGAGUUUAUAUUUUGUUGCUUUUUGGUGGUCUAUUAUUUCCUGAUACUAAUGGUAACACUAUACAUCUGCAGUAUUUACCAUUAUUAUCUGAUUUUAAUAAAACAGGUCAGUAUAGCUGGGGAUCUGCAACUCUAGCACAUCUGUGGUCUGCACAUGGGAUGAAUUAUGAAAAAACACCCCAUCAUUGUGCUCCUGGAUAUCGAACGUUCAUCGAUCAUUUCGAGCCGAUUGAUUUUACAUGGAGGCCCUAUCUUGAACUCGAAGAUCUGGAACCAACUGAUAGUGGCGUGUGGAGUUCAAAAACUUUUAUCAUAAGCUUCACUUAUGUUGAAAUGCAUCAUUCAGAUAGGGUUAAGCUCCAAUUUGGCAUUAAACAGGGCAUUCCGGAUCCUCCAACUUGCAUGGAAGAGUAUCAUAAAAGUCAAUUAUCCGAUCAAUGGCCAUACGAUGAUUGGAAAGACCAUUACAAGAAUGAGCGUCGUCAAUGGCAUAAUCGCCAUAAAACUGUCUUGCAGGGGGAAAUCAUGCCUCAAGAAUGUAAACCGAGCCCAGACUACAUGUCAUGGUAUGCCACUGUGUCAAAUUUGUAUUUAUCGCCAAAUAGAUAUUUGUUUGACCCUCGUAGCCAACCCUCCACCUCAAACUUCCAACAAUCCAGACCACCUAUCCCUAACAUGCAACAACAUUUUCAAAACACCCAACAAAAUUUCAAUCCAACACAACCACCUUUUACCCCAAGCCAACAAUAUCAUCACCAAAACCCAUAUACUUCAUACACCUAA
Vicia villosa (hairy vetch) is the source of this 1269-nucleotide messenger RNA. Its product is annotated as protein MAIN-LIKE 2-like. Gene Ontology annotation, biological process: meristem maintenance; meristem development. Lineage: Eukaryota; Viridiplantae; Streptophyta; Magnoliopsida; Fabales; Fabaceae. The record is from RefSeq and is a predicted model, not a curated record. The transcript is spliced from 4 exons. Bases 1 to 1269 code for a protein of 422 amino acids.